Messenger RNA from Anopheles cruzii, 3774 nucleotides. RefSeq names its product calmodulin. The transcript is spliced from 6 exons. Gene Ontology annotation, molecular function: calcium ion binding; enzyme regulator activity. NCBI's taxonomy places the organism in Eukaryota, Metazoa, Arthropoda, Insecta, Diptera, Culicidae. The coding region runs from base 611 to 1060 and encodes 149 amino acids. The record is from RefSeq and is a predicted model, not a curated record.
GGCGAGCGCGUCGAGAGCCAGUUUUAAGUGAGUCGCCGUGGAAAUCGGUUCUGUGAAAGGUCCUCCAGUGUUGUGCGGUGUUAUCGUGUUUGUCUUAGCCUCCUCUGGCAGGUUCGAAGCGUUCGAGCAAUCGUAGUACACACACGUCGCCGACGUGAGAGAGAGAUCCGCCGUGGUGCAGUUUGAACGUGUUUUGCCGUGCUCCGCGUGUCACCGAAACUCGGUUCUCGGUAGUGAGUGAGUGUGAGUUCGGCCAGUUCGCCAACGGUUCGUCGUCGUCGUGUGUUUCGUGUGAUCUCUCGCUCGAGAGAGAGCGAACUGCCGAGUGUGUUGUGUGCGUGUGUGCGGCUCUCGCUCGCGCGGCGGUGAGAUUGAUUCGCUCGCGAGAGAGCAGUGAGAGAGCGGAAGCGUGAGCUCGAGAGCGCGAGUCAAGGCAGCCCUCGAAGGAAGCAGUAAAUUGUAAGCCGCAGUAGUUAGCAGCCGUCGUCGUCCUAGUUCGCAGCAAGCGUCGUUGUCGUCUUCGUGUAUCCAGCGCCCGCAGUAGUCGCCGCAGCCCGCCACCGUCAGCCAGUUUUUUGCCAGCAGACACCAACCCUUUCUUAGCAGCAAAAUGGCCGAUCAACUUACGGAAGAACAGAUUGCCGAAUUCAAAGAAGCGUUCUCGCUCUUCGACAAGGACGGUGAUGGCACAAUCACGACCAAGGAGUUAGGCACCGUUAUGCGAUCCCUAGGCCAGAACCCCACAGAAGCAGAACUGCAAGACAUGAUCAACGAAGUCGACGCGGACGGCAACGGUACGAUCGAUUUCCCCGAGUUUCUAACAAUGAUGGCUCGCAAAAUGAAGGACACUGAUAGUGAAGAGGAAAUCCGGGAGGCGUUCCGAGUCUUCGACAAGGAUGGCAACGGUUUUAUCUCGGCCGCCGAGCUGCGCCACGUCAUGACUAAUCUCGGCGAGAAGCUAACAGACGAGGAGGUAGAUGAGAUGAUCCGUGAAGCCGAUAUAGAUGGCGAUGGCCAGGUUAAUUAUGAAGAAUUCGUAACAAUGAUGACAUCGAAGUGAGCUGCAGGUCGAUACAUUGCGCCUUUCUAUUUGUUUAUUAAGAAGACUGUAGCCACGCGCAACACCAGCUGCGCAACGCUAUCGCUAUGGAUUUAAAAGGAAGAAAAUGAAGAAUGCAGCGUGGGAUGAUGAUGAUGGGGACACAGAGCAGCAAGAUGAUGGUGAUGAUGAUGAUGAUGAUGAAAAGGAAGGAAGGAGAAAAAAUACAAAGAGUAAACAUACCGCAAGUUAAAAAAGGAUUAACAUUAAAUUUAACUUAAAAAGCAGCAAAACACAACAGAAAAUACAACAACCAAACCAAGCGUGUGUGAAAGAAGCAGCUUACGCGAAAAACGAAUACAACACCCGGCGGUGAGCGGAUGUGUGGUCAAGUCAAGAUAAUAACCAUGUACUGUGUGUGCACCACAACACAGGAUACAAGCAUGUAACAUCAAAAUAAGUACCACUACUACUACUACUACAGCAGAGCAGCAACCACAACAACAACAACAACAUCCACCACAGAGCAACAGGAAAGGAACAAAAUAGAAGCCACUAAUAGAACAUCUUCUCACCACUCUCUCCAACAACAACAACAACAACCAUCACAAGAGACACAACACACCUCUCUCUUCUUCUACCACGCAAGCAGGAGGCGCGAAAGAGAAAGAGAAAAAAAAGGUAAAACUCUCUCAUUUUCAAAACGAAAUCCUUACUGCAAAAAAGUAAACAAAAUGGAAAUGGAACAAAAACAGAGCCGCGGGCUGAAGAGAAACAAAAAAAACAAAAGGCAAAAAGUAUAACUUAAAACAAUUUUAAUUGUAACAACCACAAUUAUAAAUAAGAUAAAUAAAAAAAAUGGUAAAAGAAAGAAAAACAAACAAAAGGGCAUACAAUCAACUCUCCUAUUACAUAAAACUAUAUAAUCGUUAACAUCAUGAUAUAACAAGACACACAGCCUACAGAAAACUGCAACAAACACACCACACACACCGUACACCGACACACAAACACAGACAGACAAACACACAAGAUGAGACAGCCACAACAACAGUCCUGCGCUACGUUUUUCAUUUGCAUUGUUCACGAUCGGUGAUCGGCCGUGAGGCGCGCGCGCGUGAAGUAAGAGAUUAAAAAACAACAAAAAGGCACGAUGAAAAGAUGAUUUAAAUUAAAAACUCUACAUUUAAAAAAACGCUAUCCUUAAACUAUUUGUGUAAAUUUUUUUUUGUAAAAAUAAAAAGAAUGAAAUCUACGAACGCGUCGCUAUUAUGAUGCUCCUCCUUCUCGAUGUUAAGUGACCGACGAUGAUGUUACACAUUUUUAGGGUCCCCACCCCCCCAUGAUUGGCUACGACGAAAUCGAUCCAUCCACCAGCACCAGCACCUGCUUUUGAUCCCGGGAAAAGGCCGGAACAAAAUGAAAAAGUGUGUGCUGCGCUCCACAACGCGCGCCAGGCCAGAAUUGGAAGAGACUUAAUGAAUGCCGUGUACUAGUGACCAUCGUGCACUUGCUUAGUCUCUGUCUCUUUAGUUGUGACCCUUUAAUACACUACGCGCGUCCUCAACAGCAGGAACUCGAAAACCCACGACACCUAACGACGCACAUAUAACACAGUUCACGAUACUAUACUCAACACAAAAUGGCUGAAGGCCGAACGAGGUCUCAAUCAAUCUGUCCUCUCUUCCGGGUAGCACUGCCGGCCGCUAAUUGGCUUCUUGUUGGUUGUUUCCCCUAAUUGGUGAAAAGAUGUAACGACGCCGGACUAGACCAGAAGCCACACCGGCAGCAGCAGCAGCAGCAUCAGCAGCAAGCAUCAAUAACACCGGGCAGAGGCGCAGCAUCAGCAACAUCAGCAGCAGCAACAGCGACCAGCGAGAUUUGUAUUGUGGCAAUAACCGGCUUGCAGCUUGACUAACACCACACGCAACACGCGCUCUGCGGAUCGAGAUACGGUCCACUUUUACAGUUUGGGAUUUGGUCUUUUUUCAGGUUGAAGGUUUGUUGUAUGGUUCGUUGAGCGCUGAUAUGAUGAGCGAGUGGCGCAUUUUCCUCGUGGUCUGUUAGUUGGUGGUUCAGUACUAGCUUGCUAAGUGUUGCAAAGAGCCCGAAGGGCAAGACGGAUGAAGGAAACGAAAAUCAAAUCUCUAGCCAGAAAGGAAGGAAGGGAAAGGGUCAAGGGAAAAAAGCGUUGCAGCCGAAGACGGAAAUCGUAGCGGAUAGUGGAGAUGAAAAAUAAUUGCCAUCAUUGUUACGAAGUCGAAAUCCAAUCCACUUAUAAUCCAAAAGCGCAAAACACAACACAUCUUGUAGCGAAAGUGUUUGAGACAAAACAAAAAUUACAACAAAAAAACAUUGGAAAGGCGGCCAGUCUUUUAGAGAGAAAGAACAUUUGUGUGCGGCGGUCACGGCAAAAAGUUGUGUAAGUUGUGCGUGUUGAAUGCCGCCGAAACAACAACAACUAACACACACACACACGGACCCACACACACAGUAUGUAGAGCACUUACACAAGAGCAACAAAAAAAGGAAGAAGCGAAGCGUGUUAGGGCCGGAUGAGCAUAGCGACAAAACAAAAAACUAAGAGAUAGUAAAAGCAGUAAACUUAAUUGAUAAAAAUAAGAGCUUUUCACUAAGAACUACUACUAUCAGCAGUGUGUAAGAGAAAAAGAGAAACAUAAGAAAUCGUUAGUGAAGCAAAAUUACAGAAACUGCGAAAACAAAAGACACACCGA